CCAAAAUGUCUCAAUAAUCACUUUCUAAAUAUCAUUUACUUGCUAAAAUAGGUUAAGGUCUUAAUGGAGAUGUAUACAAAGCAAUCAUAAUUGGAACAGAUUAAUAUGUAGCAGUCAAAAAAAUACGAAAUUAAGUAUUUAGAUCAAAUUAAUAGUAGGAUAUUUUGGGUGGAGUACCUAUAACAGCUUUAAGAGAAACAUCACUUUUGAGACGCAUUCAGCAUAAGAAUGUAGUCAAGUAAUAAAAAUAAUAAGCUUUUAGAAUACUUGAAGUUGAAAAAAUUCAUGGGUAAAUAAGAGUUGUUAUGGAAUAUUUGAAUUUAGAUUUGUAACAAUAUUUGAGUGAAAAUAAAGAUAGAUUAAGUUUAGGAUAAAUAAAAGUAACACUUAAACUAUGCUAGAAAUUUAUGUGUGAUAUAUUAUAAGGAGUUGAGGCAUGUCAUAGAUUAAAUUGUAUACAUAGAGAUAUUAAACCAAAAAAUAUUCUUAUUUAAGAAGAUGGUCAAAAAUUAUUAUUUAUUCUAUUAGGAACUCUCAAAAUUGGAGAUUUUGGAAGUGCAAGAGUAUUUCAAAAAUGUCCAUCAUUUUUCACUUCUGAUGUAUGUGCAUUAUGGUACAGAGCACCUGAAUUAUUAUUGGGAUCAAAUUAUUAUUCUACAGCAAUAGAUAUGUGGGCUAUAGGAUGUGUUUUCGCAGAACUUUUACUUAAAUAACCUUUAUUUCAAGGAGAAAAUGAAAUUCAUUAACUUAAAUUGAUUAUUCCUAAUGUUUAAUCAUUUUAAGCUGUGGUAACUAUUAUUUAAAUAAUUCAGAAUCUCAAAGAUUCUGAUCUAUAAAUUUAAUUUAGUGAUUUAAUUAAAAAGAAACUCUAAAAUCUUAUUGAAUAAGAUGGUUUAGAUCUUAUACUAUAAUUACUAAAAUUGGAUCCAGAUUCGAGAAUAUCUUGUUCUCAAUCUCAAUAACAUGUAUUUAUCUAAUUUUACUCUAAUAGUUCUUUUUUAGAUGAUCUAGAUUUUAUGUCCCAAUACUAUUAUAGAAUAUAUUUAUAUAAUAUUUAAAUCUUCCAUCUUCCAUAUUAUAGCAAUAGCAUUAUUUCUAAUAAUCACUUAUUAAUUACAUAGUUCUUAAUAUAAGAAAUUUAAUUAAAAUGAUUAAACCAAUGAAAAUGUUCAUUACUUCUGAUAAAAUACAUGUAUGAAAUUGAUCUAAAGUAAGAUUGUACCAAACCCUUAAAUAUGUGGAUUUGCUAAACCUCUAACAAUAGAUCGAUUAAAUUUUACCAUAUAGCUAAAUCAAACUAUAAUUGGUUAAGACAUUUAAGAGAUAGGAAUAUUUGGUAUUGUUGGGAUUUAUAAAUUCUAUGGCAAAAAUAACCUACUUUAUAUAUCUGAGGCAAAUCAUGUUUGUAAAAUAAAUGGUUAGACGAUUUAUGAAAUAGUUUCUAUUUCUAAUGUUUUAUAGAAUUAAUUUUCUUCUGUGGAGUAAUAAAGCAUUAAAAAUAUUGAAGCCUAUUUUAGUAAAUGCACAUAUUUUUCAUUAUAAUAUGAUUUAACAAUACCAUUAUCAUAAUAAUGUUAACCUGAAUAAAGUGAAAGAAGUAUGAGAUUUUGGUGGAAUUUUCAUGGUUAUAAAUAAUUUUUGGAAUAAAAAAUUCCAAAGUGUUGGUGCAUUAAAAUUAUUUAAGGAUAUGUUGGUUUAGCAUAAUGUGAAAUCAAAACACAAUAAAAAUAAUAGAUUAUAUAUAUUUUAAUUUCAAGAAGAGAAACUUUAAGAGGAGGCACACGAUAUAAUCAUAGAGGAUUAAAUAUUGAAGGAGCAGCUGCAAAUACAGUUGAAACUGAAUAGUUAAUUGAAUUUUAAGAGAAACUCUAUUGUCAUUUAUAAAUUAGAGGAUCUGUGCCAGUAUUUUGGGAGUAAGUAGGUAUUCGUGCUAUUUCAUAAAUUACAUAAAAUAAUGAAUAAACAAAGAUGGCUUUAACAAAGCAUCUUAUGAAUUUGAAGAAAUAUUUUGGAUCUCUUUUAUUAGUUGAUUUGAUGUCUAAUGAUAAACCAAAUGAAACAAUCAUAAGUUAAACUUAUAAAGAGUAUUCAAAAUUUUUAUUCUAAUUAGUAUGGUUAGUUCAAUUUAAAUACCUUAAAUCACUCUUUGCCAUAUUGAUUUUAAACAAUAUUGUAAAAAUUAUAAGUUUGAAAAACUUAAUCCUUUACUUAAUUAAAAUAAAGAAAUAUUAAUUUAAUAAUCUUAUACAAAAUUUUAAAAUGGAAAAUUAAGUAAAUAUUUUCAUUUUUAAAUUAGUAAAUAUUCAAAAUGGAGUUGUAAGAACUAAUUGUUUAGAUUGUCUUGAUAGAACUAAUGUUUUUCAAACUAAAAUAGCCUUUUUUAUUACAAAUCUUAUAUUGAAUGAUCUUGGAAUCAAUAUUCCUAAAGAAUUUAGAUGUGAAACCAUUUUAGAUUUAGUAAAAUAGAUUAAUUUACUUAUUAGUCAGAUUAAGAUAAGGUUCAUGAUCUAAUAAAACUGAUAAAAAUUUUAUGGGGAGAAAGUGGUGACAAUAUUUCUAGAAUCUAUGCAGGAACUAAUUCUUCAACAACAAAAAUUUAAAUGACUGGAGGUAGUAAAUGGACUGGUAUGAUUGAACAUGGUUUAAAAGGUUUUUAAAGGUAAUGUUCAAAUUGAUUUAGAUUUUAUAAUUAAAAUGUCACAGAUGAAGAUAAAUAAAAUAUAUAUUCAUUCAUUGUUGGGUUGAAUUAAUAAUAAAAUAAAUAAUAUUUAGGAAUUGUCGAAUAAAUUCAAUAGCAAUCUCCUUAAAUUCAAAAAAAUUUGUUAAUAAUGGUUAUAAGCUUUAAUGCUAAAAAUAAGUCAAUAAAAGAUUUUUUUCAUUUAUUUGAUUCUAGAUAGUAAAUUAAAUAAAACAUAUAUUUGUAGAAUACCAUAAUUUAUAAUAGUGUUAUUUUAGAACAUUGUUAAAAUAUGUUAACCAUGCAAUUUUAUAAAAGAUUAGAUGUAAUCAUCUAUCAGAUCUUAAUUAGGAUAAUAUGAAUGUCUUUUUUCUAGUUAAAAUGUAAAGUUUAUGAUUUAAAGUUAUAGGAAAAUUAAUACAGUUUUAUAUUUGCGAAAUCAAAUAUUUAAAACACAGAUUUUAAAGAUUAUAUUAUAAAAUAAGAAAAUAGAGAAAUUGGAGUUGUUUAGAAUUUUAAUUAUUGUGGUUAACGAUUUUAAAUUCUAAAUUUAAAUGUAAAUUGUUAAGAAUUAUUGAUGUAUGAGAAAAAGAUAAUUCAACAAGUUCAAGAAAAUGGAAUAAAUACAACUAUUUCAAUACUUGGAGGAAUUUGUGAUUCCAGAAUUUAAAUUGAAGAAUCGAUUCAAGAAUUUUGUAGGUAGAAUACUAAGGAUGCAAUUUCAAAAUUAUUUUUAAAAGAUGAACUAUGUUAGUGUUUUGAAAAAUCUUAGAUUUUGAAAGGUUACUAAGAACCUAAUAUUACUUUUUUACCUCAAAAUGGAUAAAAAGGUUGGAUGAAUAGAAUUUUAUAUGGUCCACAAGAAGCAUAAGAUUCUUUCAAUAUUUUAGCAUAUGAUGAACCAAUAAGUGGUGGUAUUAGAUUGUUAUUUACAAUUGAUUUUGAAAUGCUUGAAUUGAAUUCUUAAAAGCAUAUAAAUAAUGAUGAAGAGGAAGAUGAUGAUAUGAAAUACUCUUAAUAAUUCUAUUAAGUUACAGAUGAGGAUGAUUUCGAAAUAAUUACAUGA
Molecule: messenger RNA, 3743 nt
Organism: Paramecium sonneborni
Lineage: Eukaryota; Ciliophora; Oligohymenophorea; Peniculida; Parameciidae
Source: the annotation of a GenBank genome assembly